Trichoderma virens Gv29-8 is the source of this 2001-nucleotide messenger RNA. RefSeq lists its product as uncharacterized. Lineage: Eukaryota; Fungi; Ascomycota; Sordariomycetes; Hypocreales; Hypocreaceae. The coding region runs from base 1 to 2001 and encodes 666 amino acids. Gene Ontology annotation, molecular function: protein binding. The transcript is spliced from 2 exons. The record is from RefSeq and is a predicted model, not a curated record.
AUGCGUAGCCUGAGCCUCUCGACUCUCCUCCGAACCCACAAACAUGCCGUCUUCUCCCACGACGAUCCGCACCCGCCGCGACAGAUCAACGAAGUCGCCAUCGACGACUCGGAAGAUGCACAUGACUUACCCUCUCGAAAGCGCCGUGUUCGUGCUCAGAGCACCGCCGGUACCAUCAAGGGGGUGAUUCGCCGGGCCUCCUUAUCCCUCAAGGGCAUGGUUCAUCGCCGGCCAUCCAUCACAGCCGAGCCUUCUGAGCUCAACAACCAGCCUGUUUCCCAUGCCAGACCGACGAGCGCCCAUCACACGUGGAACCGCCUUCGCCACGCUGCGCCCUUUCGCCGGUCGAGAUCUUUCUACGGCUUUAAUGUCACUGAUGAUGGCCUCUACGAACAGCAAGCACAAAACCCUCAUAUGCCUAUUCCCGCAAUGGGAGAUGAGCCUCCGUACAUUCCCAUGAAUACGGGUGCUGCCGCAAAGGCCUCUGUGGCUCUGCAGAACGAAUAUUAUCACAGACAAGCCAUGCACAGCCAGUGGCUUCAGUCGUCGGGUGAGGAUAGCAACGAUCGUGAGAGCGGAAUCGGCAUCGUCGUCACCCAGCCUUUUAUCGAGUCGGGCCUCAGCGAUGACGGAUCCAUCCUUGCUCAAGAUAGCAAGAUUAGCAGAAUCGAUUUUAUCAAGCAGCUGCCAUCCGAGCUCGCCAUCCACGUUUUGGCCUGCCUUGACGCCGCCGCUCUGGCCAAGGCGAGCGUCGUCUCCAGGCACUGGAAUGAGGUGGUUCGCAACCAGCAUAUCUGGCGAGAGUCUUGUCUACGAGAGAUGACCACCACUUAUGCCACCAGUGAGCCUGUCAAGCCCGGCACUGGCCUGGGCGUUCCCGAAGUUGUUCCCACCAACGAUUGGAAGCAAAUAUACCGCGCCAAAGUUGAGCUCGCUCAGAAGUGGAAGGAGGGCAAGGCCCGUCCCAUGUAUCUCAACGGACACAUGGACAGCAUCUACUGUCUACAAUUUGAUGAGUAUAAGAUCAUUUCCGGUUCCAGAGACAAGACCAUCAGAAUCUGGGACAUGCAAACCCUGGAGUGUCGCCUGGUCAUUGGUCCCCCCGAGGUGGUCAACCACCCCAUGAUGCUGGAAGAUGCCGACGGCAACCCGACUCAUUAUGUCAACUUUUCUGACAGCUAUCGGGCGUCGCCCUCGAUGCCAAAGGUGGCUUCCUUCGAGGAGCACCACAAGGCUUCUAUCCUGUGCUUGCAAUAUGACGAGGAGAUUAUGGUGACUGGCUCAUCGGAUUCCACGUGUAUUGUUUACGACAUGCGCAACGGCUAUCGUCCAAUCCGGCGUCUCACCCACCACACCGCUGCUGUUCUCGACCUUGCCUUUGACGAGAAGCACAUUGUGACCUGCAGCAAGGACAUUAGCAUCUGCGUUUGGGACCGAGCGACUGGCAACCUUCUCCGUCAGCUCCGUGGCCACACAGGCCCUGUCAAUGCCGUCCAGAUGCGUGGAAACACCAUCGUGUCAUGCUCUGGAGACUUCCGGGUCAAGCUGUGGAACAUUGACACUGGCAAAAACAUUCGUGAGUUCGUCGGCCAUACCAAGGGCCUGGCUUGCUCUCAGUUUUCCGAGGAUGGACGAUAUGUCGCUUCGGCUGGCAACGACAAGGUGAUUCGCAUCUGGGACGCCAACACGGGCGAGUGUGUCCGCGAGAUGCGCGCGCACGAGAACCUGGUGCGCAGCUUACACAUUGAUAGUGUAAGCGGCCGACUUGUCAGUGGCAGCUAUGACACGGACAUCAAGGUUUGGGACAUGGAGACGGGCCGUCAACUGCUUGACUUCCCUCGAUGGCACGCCAGUUGGGUCCUUAGCGCAAAGAGCGACUACAGACGCAUCGUCAGUACCGGACAGGAUCCCAAGAUUCUCAUCAUGGACUUUGGCGCAGAGGUGGAGGGCAUUGACAUGUUGAACAGUGCCAAUACCGGCAUCGGCGGUAACAUCUUUUAA